GAUGCGACUUAUGUAAGAGACUUCGCUGAAUUUCAAGUUGACUUUUCAUCACGACCGUUUGCGCGCGCUCGUUGGACGUCCAGCAACAACGGAGAUUUCGGCACUGUCAUUCGAAUUGGCUCUUUAAUUACUGCCGACGUUCUCCUUUAUCGCCCGCCGACUUCACGGAAAAUGGUCGCUUGGUUCCGCACGGGGUAUUUGUCGCAGAAAAUUAAUAUUUCCGCGAAGUUUCCUCGCCCUUUCGUCGCCGGAAAAAAUCAAGGCUGCUACACACCGCGGAGGGGCAAACGGUGAUAUUAAUGAUAAAGGCCGAAAGAAAUUGAACGACUCCUUGUGACUUUUCGACGAAUGCGGACGAGAAGCAAAUGAGAAUGGAAAAAAAGACGGGUGGACCGAAUCAAAGAAUUACGCAGAAGCAAAUCGUGAAAGCCGCGUUAUUGCUGGCCAUGGUACUGGAUAACAGAAUGCCGACGGACGGGACCGGGGGUCCAGGACUCGCGGUAGUGGCAGGAGAUGUUCUUGCUCUGCGAGGCACAGGACUCGCUGCUGCAGAAACUUGGGCUCUCCUCUGCCAGGCUGCCCAGGCCCUCCAGGACCUAUUUCUUUCAAAUGGAGGCGUAGUGGGUGGUUCGAGAACAGGCCCAGUGGUGACUCCGCACACGCUGGAACUGACACCACGUGGUAGGGUUUUACUGCAGCUUGCACCGCCGGAAACUGCUCGAGCGUACCUGCCGCCAGAAUAUCGACCCGGCCGCGUUUAUUCGGACACGGAUUCGGAAAAAAUGUGGAUGUACUCAUUAGGAAGGGCGUUACUGGACACGACUCCCAGAGUGGCGGCGUUAAUGGGAACCGUUUCCGUUUCGCCUUCCUCCGCCUUGCAGUCGGUUUUGGCUGCCAUGACGGAGCCUGAUCCUCGCAGACGUGCCUCUUUGAUGAAUCUCCUCGACGUAAUAUCCGAAUAUUGCCGGACACGUCUACAAACGAAGCCCUUCACGCAUAUAGUGAUGGACAUGUAUCAGGAGGUUCUGGAAUCGCCGCAAUAUGCCGCGCGGACACGGGUCUACUUCCAGCUGAACACUCUGUACCCCGCACGGACCAUCAUCGAUCAGGCCAGUCAGCAAAAAGUCUACGGCCAUCAGCAUCAUCAUCGUCAUCAUCAUCAUCAACCGCAACGGCGACAACAGGAGCACGUUCAAGCCGCGAAUAGUCAACCGUCGUCUUUCCAGCAUCAUCGCGUCGUGCAGCAUUCGUCGACUGUCCAAUCGCGCAAUCAGCACCAACAAGAGCCCGCUCAAUACCCGAGCAAUCAAUUCCGAGCGCUCCAACAGCAGCAAGAACACACGCAACAACAACCACCGCCACCGCCGCCGAAGAGCCAUCGUCAUCAUCAUCAUCAUCAUCACGCGAAGGAAACGCAUUUCCGCACGCAGUCACGGAACUCUCAGUCGCAUCCCAACUUGACGAGCCUGUGCGGGCCUGUGCAGCAGCAAGCACAGCAACAUCAGCAGGAGGCGACGCUGAGCGCGUGCCGGGUGCAGUUUCAGUCCCAAUUGGACAUCCAGAACGGCAGCCGAUCGAUAGGACCGUCGACGAGCCACCAUCAACGCAGACACCAUCAUUCGAGGACGUACUCGCAGCCGGUCUACACGCGGCUCCAGCACACCAGGAGCAGCGGCAAUCUACCGGCGACGACGAACGCGGCCGACGCCGGUAAUCCCGGCGGGGAUGUUUACAACGACCCGAUAUACGCCCUGCCGGUUAAGCCCUUCCUGAGCUCCCAGGAUGUGAGAGUCAAUGGACUGUCGGCGAAGCCCUCCGCGGCGAUCCGUCGCGGCGACGAUGUUUACGGCGGAUCAUCGUCGAUAAGCAGACAUUCUUCGAAUACCGGCUGCUCUCAGCCCGAUGUGGCGUCACAAGCGAAAGAGCGCCUUCGCGAGGACAUUUACGGACGAGCGCCUUCAGGAAGGAUGUGUCUGCAGAGGCAACACUCGAAUCCCCAGUUGCCGAGCAGAACGCAAGCUGACGAGGACUUCAAGCGGUUGUCGCAGCCGAGUGUCGCGACGGCCGAGCCUCGAUGCGCCGACGUCGUCGCGCGUAAAGAAGAACAGACGGCACAGCAACAAAAUCCAGUGUCUUCCAUGAGGCUCCGGGGAAUCCAGGGACCCCCGAAGCCACCCCGAAUUAUCACCACCCUGAGAAAAUCCGCUCUCUCCGACUCGGAGUGUAACAACCAAACAGAACCGCCGGCGAAACCUCCCAGGAUCAUAAUGCGAAACGGACCGAGAGCUCGACGAGGGAAGGCUGUGCAAAGGGCACCGUCGCGGCUUUACCGAACAGUGGGUGGGCCCAUGAGAUGUUUCAAUAAGGCGCAAUGCGUGGGCCCAGAAUUUGUGGUUCGCGCUAAUCAGCCUCCGAAAACAUUGUGUGUGGGUCAAGUUAAGGCGGGCAACUCUGGCCGAAUAGUCGUAAUAAUGCUGACAGGACAACGAGUGGAGGUAACCUGCGAUCCUCAAAAGGUCACCGCUGGAGAUUUAUUCCAGGCUAUCGUCCAGGCGGAGAGUCUCGACGAGAACUUUACUCUGGGUCUAGCCGUGCUGCUGGCCGGGGAUUUCGCAAUGUUACCUCCAGACACGAAAUUGAAUAAGGUCGCACCACCGGGAUGGUUGAGCAGCGGCAAGAGCAAAGGGCUUCUGGGUUUACCGACCAGUUUCAUGCUGUACCUGCGGCUUCGAUUCUUCCUGCCCUCCUUGCGCGGCAUCAGGAGCUGGAUAUCGAAGCAUCUAUUGUACUUACAAAUAAGGCGGUGCAUACUGGAGCAGCAGCUGGUAUGCCCCUAUCCCGAACUGAUCAAUCUGACGGGCCUCGCUCUUCAAGCCGAAUUUGGGAAUUACAAUGUUAACGAGCACGGUUGCGGAGAUUACUUCCUGCUCGAGCACUACGUGCCGGAAUCAUUGAUAAUGAACGCGGACCGUCAUCACUCGCAGCCGUGCAUCGAGGCGGACCUUUUACGGGCGCAGCUGCAUGGCGCUCAUCACGACCGACGCGGCCUGGACUCCAACAAAGCCGAGGAGAUGUUCGUAACUCAUGCGCAGUCCUUGCCGGAUUACGGCUCGCACUAUUAUAUCGCCACGGUGGACUCCAAGGAGCUGGAGAAACUGAUGGCGCAGCAGAAGAAAGUCAAGAGCAACAUGGAUAAACGCGGCGACGCGCCGUCGUCGGAGAAGACGUCCGUCCCGCGGGGAGAAGCCAGGAUCCCGCGAUUGGGCUCCCGCGAGAACGCGCCGAUGAUCCCGUACUCGGAUGAGAUCUACGCCGGGCAGAAGGGCAAAUCGCGUCGCGACGAGACGCGCAACAACAAUCCCAAUCAUAACAACAACAGCGUGAACAGCAACAACAAUAAGAACAACAAGAGCGGGAAGAAGAAGACGGAGAGCAACGUGUGGCUGGCGAUACACGCGCAAGGGUUGAAGCUGUUGGAACGGGGGGGCGAGCCGAGGGAGAGAACGGAACUGGCCCACUUUCAGUGGCGAGAUGUGCAGACGUUGAGUUACAGCAAGAGCUGCCUGGUGGUGUACAGCAAACUGAACGGGAAACGGUGCAAGUUCAAGCUACGGAUGGAUCAUCGGAAAAGUUACUUCGCUUUCAAACUCACCUCCCUGCACCACCAGUUCUUCCUCCGACUUCGCUCGGAGCUUACGUCGCUUCAGGGCCUCGCGAAAGACUUCGGAGUACCCUUGAUAACGGAAAGCAAAACUACACCGUCGAAGUCGAAGAUCGGCGAGGGUAAGACUAAGAUAACGAUCGCGAACACGGUCAUGGUGCAACAGAGGAUGAACUAUCCGAUGCAGUUGGAGGAGUAUCAGAACAAGGAGAAUGAGAAUCCUCAGAAGGACGCUAAUGUACCCGCUGCGAAAGACGUCGAGCCCGGCUUUUACUCGCCCGAGGAAGACGCGCUUUACGCGCAAGUGAACGUGCGACUGGAGCCGGAAGGAGAGUCGCGAGAUACCGAGGAAGAAUCGGACAGAGGCUUGACGACGCCGGACGAGAUCUUGUUAGAUCCUAAAGAAAUCAAGUCGGAACACGGUAAACUUUACGGAUGCCCGGUGCUGGACAGCGAGGCUGAAACCGAAUGCGCAUACUCGCUCCCGAAAGCUAUCUCGAACAACAUUAACCAGCUGGAUAAACCUAACAACCCUGAAGAACUGUACGCCGCCAUUAAUAAGGUUCGUCUAUCGGGCAAGACCGAGUUUCCCGCUCAGGACGAAGUUUGGAAAGCGUCGGACGUGAAGAAGACAAUGCACAAGAUGAAGACAUCCAGUUUACCGAACUACGGCACGCCGAGGCAAUCGGGUGGUUUCCGCACACCGAGUUUACCGCGUCGACUGGGCGUGAAGAUGGGAACACGCGCGAUCUACAGCAGUUUAGCGCAGAAGGAUACCGCGCUUACCGACGACACGGAAUCGCUAUCCGUCAAGUCCGACACCGAAUCUUCCAUUCAAUCGCUAUCAGCGCGAUCCGCCGAAUCGCCCAUGCCGGAAGCAUACGUGCUGAACGCCGAUAUACGAACCGACGACGAAACAUUCCGAGUUCCCGAAGAGGAAUCAAUGUCCGCGUCUCUGGUGGCUCGAUUAGAGGAGCUUUCAUUCGCCGAAGAACGGAUUUUGCAUACGAUUAAUUUAGAACGAGGUCACGGCGGCAGCAUAGGAUUGCAAGUAACGGAAGGUAACGAUGGCGGAGUUUACGUUCAAGCGGUCUCCGUUGGCGGAUCGGCCGAUAUGGCUGGAAACGUUAAUAAAGGCGACCGAAUUGUAGCGAUAAACAAGCAGAAUCUGUUAAAUCUUCGCUACGAGGAUGCUCUGAAGAUGCUGCAGAGCUCCUCCGAAACGAUCGAGUUGGUCCUCUCGCAGGCUGUUACCCGAAAGAGCGCGGAAUCGAGAGACGAACAGGAUCAGCGUCCUGCAGACGGCAAUUACUUGCAUGACAUCAGAUUCGACGUGUCGUCGGAGGCGGAAACGUCCAGCAUGACGAACAAGUGGAUCGUUCAGAAAACCACGGACGUAGCGUCGGUGCAGAACACUUCGAGCGCAUACAGCAGUGCCGCGUCCAGCGCCAUGGGCAAUCAUAAUGCGAACAGCCUGUACAUGACUGAUCUCGUUGACAAUAAUGCGUUAAAAUCUGCCAGUAUGCUGCUAAGCCUAGAAGACUUUGACGUCAGUAGAACGAGUCGCCAGGUUUUCAUUUAGAUAAGAGAAACCCGACUGAGCCACCCGUGCCACCGCGGCGUACAAAGCGCAAGAUCAAAACUGUCGCGAUGUCGAUAACGAGCGA
Molecule: messenger RNA, 5328 nt
Organism: Dinoponera quadriceps
Lineage: Eukaryota; Metazoa; Arthropoda; Insecta; Hymenoptera; Formicidae
Exons: 18
Coding region: 366-5243 (1625 amino acids)
Cellular component (GO): cytoskeleton
Molecular function (GO): protein binding
Source: RefSeq, a predicted model, not a curated record